This is a messenger RNA of Penicillium griseofulvum, 2823 nucleotides long. It is a transcript of the gene chl1, whose product is annotated as DNA helicase. The transcript is spliced from 11 exons. NCBI's taxonomy places the organism in Eukaryota, Fungi, Ascomycota, Eurotiomycetes, Eurotiales, Aspergillaceae. Gene Ontology annotation, cellular component: large ribosomal subunit; nucleus; ribosome. Bases 1 to 2823 code for a protein of 940 amino acids. Gene Ontology annotation, molecular function: DNA binding; ATP binding; DNA helicase activity. The record is from RefSeq and is a predicted model, not a curated record. Gene Ontology annotation, biological process: nucleobase-containing compound metabolic process; translation; establishment of sister chromatid cohesion.
AUGCAGGCUUUGUACUCUUGCCUAGAAGAUAGCAAGAUCGCCGUAUUUGAAUCCCCCACUGGUACUGGAAAAUCUCUAAGUUUAAUUUGUGGUUCUUUGACCUGGCUUCGAGAUCACAAGCGAAAGGCUUUUCAGGCAACAGUCGAUGCAACAUGUGAUGAUGAUGAGCCUGAGUGGAUGAUAGAACAUGCCAAACGGGAAUCUAGGCGUGCCAUUACCGAAAAGAGAAAAGAAUUUGAGGACCGACUAGCCAAGAUUCAUCAAGAGGAAGAACGUUUGAAACAGGCCCAGGACAGCUCAGACCGACCACAUAAGAAGCAGCGAAUUGACGACUCAGCACCGGAGCUUGUUGAUGAUGAUCAAUUUGUUCUUGAUGACUAUGAUAGCGACACAGACAAUCAGAAAAAGCAGAACUCCGCGAAUUCUGACGGUCUGUCUGCAAGCACUUUAGCCUUGCUAGAACGGUUUCAAGGGAAAUUCUCGGCAAAGAAAGAUAAAGAGGAUGACGGAGAUGAUGAAAUCAAGAUCUUUUUUUGCUCAAGAACGCAUUCUCAGCUGAGUCAAUUUGCCGGCGAAUUGCGACGAGUCACCUUCCCAUCUAGUCUACCUAGCGAUCUCGAUCCAGAGAGCAAAGAUGAUCUCUCUAAACUGGAAGAGCGUGUGAAACACCUGUCGCUAGGGUCAAGAAAGAACCUGUGCAUCAACCCCAAAGUUCGGGCCUUGGAGAACAACACCGCGAUUAAUGAAAAGUGUUUGGAUUUACAGCAAGCGGGUGUAGCAGCCGACAAGAAGUGCACCUUUAUUCCAUCCAAAGAUGACGAGGCUCUGGCUCUUGAAUUCAGGGACCAUACUUUGUCCACAGUCAAAGACAUCGAAGAUAUUGCCCAGGUUGGGAAAAGGCUCGGAAUAUGUCCCUACUAUGCAUCUCGUCCAGUUAUCAAACAUAGCGAGAUCGUCACACUUCCAUAUCCCUUGUUGCUACAAAGAUCCGCUCGUGAUGCCCUCAAUCUGUCCGUAAAAGGUCAUAUCGUCAUCAUUGAUGAAGCCCACAACCUCAUGGAUGCAAUAGCUGGCAUUCAUUCGGUGGCUGUCUCACUAAGUCAACUGCAAACUGCCAUCGGGGAACUGACAACAUAUGCUCGCAAGUUCAAGAACAGAUUGAAAGGGAAGAAUCGGAACUACGUUGCGCAAGUCAUCCGGUUGGGGCCAAUGGAAGGCUCAGUGCAGACGUCAGAUCUCAUGGCCGGAAAGGGAGUUGACCAGAUAAACCCUUAUAAGCUCUCUAGAUAUUUACAGGAGAGCAAGCUCGCCCGGAAGGUUGACGGCUAUCUUGAAGCUUCGCAACAGUCACAACCUGGUCGGCCCAGGGAUAAGGUAACAAUGCCGGUUUUGUUCCAUAUUCAAAGCUUCCUUCUUCCUCUUAUGAACCCUUCGGAAGAAGGGCGGCUUUUCUAUCAGAAAAGUCAAGACGAUGUUUCCUUGAACUACAUGCUUCUUGACCCUACGAACCACUUCCGGGAAAUUGCAGAAGAUGCUAGAGCCGUCAUUCUAGCUGGUGGUACCAUGUCUCCGAUGUCAGAUUAUGUGAAUCAUUUAUUUUCGUAUCUUCCCCCAGAACGACUAGAGACAUUCAGCUAUGGUCACGUCAUUCCAAAAUCCAACUUGGUGGCGCAAUCCUUGACUCAAGGGCUAAUGGGAAACGAAUUUGAUUUUACUUAUGAGGCACGAAAUUCCGAGAAAAUGAUUACCGACCUUGGGCGUACGAUAGCAACCCUCUGUCAAAUUAUUCCAGACGGUGUCGUCGCAUUCUUCCCCAGUUAUGACUAUCUUAGUCAUGUUCUGAGUGUCUGGAAGAAGCCCAUCCCCAACGGUAACGGCCAAAGCACUCUCAAUCUACUGGAACGGAAGAAGAAGAUACUCUACGAAUCUCGCGAAGCCGUGGCAACUACAGACGAUUUACUGCGGGAGUAUACCGAGGCCGUUGAAUCAGGAUCAGGAGCAUUGCUUCUGUCUAUCGUGGGCGGCAAGUUGUCAGAAGGCAUUAAUUUCUCUGACAAGCUAGGGCGGGGCGUCUUUAUCAUCGGCCUGCCAUUUCCCAAUAUCCGCAGCGCUGUCUGGCAGGCCAAAAUCCAGUACCUCGAGCAGAAGGCUUACAAACUGGCUCCUGGAUCCGAGCCAGAAAGGAGAGCAGCUGGCAAAGCAGCUGGCAGGGACUUUUACGAGAAUUCUUGCAUGAGAGCAGUGAACCAGUGCAUUGGUCGAGCCAUCAGGCAUGUGAACGAUUACGCUGCUAUCAUCAUGAUCGACCGCCGACGGAACGAUCCCUUCAACGCCAAACAUCAACGGUCUUGUCGAAACACCCCCGCCGACAAGAUGCCUACCCGUUUCUCGAACACCCGGAAGCACCGCGGCCAUGUGUCUGCCGGUUACGGUCGUGUCGGCAAGCACCGCAAGUCCCCCGGUGGUCGUGGUAUGGCCGGUGGUCAGCACCACCACCGCACCAACAUCGACAAGUUCCACCCUGGUUACUUCGGUAAGGUCGGUAUGCGUUACUUCCACAAGACCAACCAGCAAUUCUGGAAGCCCACCAUCAACGUCGAUAAGCUUUGGUCCCUCGUUCCCGCUGAGCAGCGCGAUGCCUACCUGAGCGGCCAGAAGACCGAUGUCGCCCCCGUCAUCGACCUCCUGCCCCUCGGCUACUCCAAGGUUCUUGGAAAGGGCCGUCUCCCCCAGAUCCCCGUCGUCGUUCGUGCCCGCUACGUCAGCCGUGACGCCGAGGAGAAGAUCAAGGCCGCCGGUGGUGUUGUUGAGCUCGUCGCAUAA